Messenger RNA from Oncorhynchus tshawytscha (Chinook salmon), 2830 nucleotides. RefSeq names its product ETAA1 activator of ATR kinase b (gene etaa1b). The record is from RefSeq and is a predicted model, not a curated record. The transcript is spliced from 6 exons. The coding region runs from base 144 to 2342 and encodes 732 amino acids. Lineage: Eukaryota; Metazoa; Chordata; Actinopteri; Salmoniformes; Salmonidae.
CACAACAUCAUGGCGGCGUACGUGCUGAACAAAAACACCGCACACUUUUACCCACGAAGAUAAGCAAUCGGAUAAUGACAAACGAUUCAAUUUGCGUUUAAAUGGUCAAGUCAAAUGAUGAACAAGAAAACUGACGUCGAAAUAUGCCAAAUCCAAGAAAGCACGACCAUAACACUGGCUCAAAUGACUUAAGUGAAAUCUGGAGUCAUGGUUCCACAUUUUCACAAAAAAGGCUGAGAACAAACAAAUCGCGUAAAAGUCAGAAACUGACUCCCCAAUCUUCACCUUCUGUCAGGAAGUCACCACAUACACGGUCUAAAGAUCUGGAGACCCCCAAACGACGAGCGAGGGGCAGAUACACGGGCUUAAACAACACUGCUGAUUCCCCCGGGGAUGGAGAUAUUGUACAAGACAUUAUAUGGGACCCGGCGUCACCUACUCCUGCUAGAAGUGGCGAAGGGCCCGGCAACACCAGAGUCGUUGAGAUAUCAGACAUUGUCAAUCGGAUCGCCCCUAAGGAUGCCCAGCAUGUCUCUGUGGAUAGUCCUCUGCUCCAGUGGAUUGGGGACAGUGCUGUCCCAUGUACCCCAGAGGUACGCCCGCCCAAAGCAAGGAAGAAAUCCACUCGGAAAAGCUCAGUGGAGGACUUGAUGCAGCUGGCCAGGCAGUUUGACAUCAACAUGCACCAGCAGGACCGAGAGAAGAGGAGCGCUGAACACACAAACAAUACCAUAAACAACAACCGCUACGGGGAGGAACCCAAGGGCCCGACGAUGUCGUCAUCAGCCCAGCAGGUAGAGGCGGAGCUUAACGCUCUGUUCGACGGGCCGACGCAGCGAGUCACCGGACGGCUCAGCCAAGGGUCGACCGCCUCCACCUGUUCUCAGGAGGUCAAGGUUCAAGUUGGGGUCAGCCAUCUCACUGCCGAUGACCUCGUCAAAGAGUCGGAAGUCAAGCCUGGCGGGGGAAGCACGUCUGGUUCAUCGGCUCGUACUGGUAAAGAGGAAGUGGGACAGUGGAACGCCACGACGACUGUGGCGAAAGACGAGGACUUUGACUGGGAGGAUGAUGACCUUCUCAAUGACCCUAUCGUGUUGGAGAUGACCCAGAAUCCCGAGGGGCUGAAAACGCUGUCCCCCAAACCCAGCAGCUCACUGACUCUGAGCACUGACAGAGACCACACACAGCUGCUGACAGAUACAGAAAAGACCCUACCACCCUCCUCUACUACCUCUAAUCCUAUCAGCCUGCCCUCUCACUCUGUCUGGAAGGGGACAAGCACACACCUUCAACCCUCAAACAGAGGUGGCCUCACUGGGCCAUGUCCUAAACACAAGCCCACCAUCAGAAGCACUUUCCUGCUGGAGCCCAACCUUUGUUUCCAGGUGAAUAUGGCUCCGACAACCAAAGAAGCCCUCAGACCGUUACUCACUGAUGGAGAGGUCCAGCCUGAGAGACCCAGGCCCGGCGUGUCUGCGGCUGUGGGGAGUAAGGGCCCCAGUAGAGACUCUGCAGAAGAGAAGGCUGAUGGAGUGAGCACAGCCACAACUCCAACCUCACGUGGAACCACAGCCCCAGACUCCGCUUUCAAAGACCUCUCAGAGGAGGACCUCCAGUCCCUGUUUGACUCUGAGUCGCUUUGGAACGAUGACGAAGGUGACUAUGACGAACUGCUGUAUCAGGUGUGUGACGACGUGGAGAGGAUCUCCAACAGUCAGCCCGUGUCCGAGGAUACCACUGAGGUCCGCCUCCAAGAGAGCAAACCGAAAGCUCCUCCAUCCACCCCUCUGGCUGCAAUGAGAGAGGGGACUAUGACUAUGGAUAGGGCUGUAGGCGGUCCUAGCAGUAAACAGUCAACCACCUGCACGUCUGGCCGCUCCAACUCAGCACCAGGAGAUGGGAGCAGCACCCUUGUGCACUUUCAGAGAUGGAACAUUCCAGCGAAAGCAGGAAAUGUUUGGGUCGGACAUCAUACAAUCACGUCCCAGAGCCAUCCAGGCAGCGGGGAGGGUCUGGGCAAGUUUACCCAGCUGAAGGGUGCUCCAGCCUGGGGAACAUUUGGCCUAGGAUCCCUUGGAGUUAGAACCUUCCAAGAGGAGAACUCAAAGUCGGUCAUGCCACGGACAGUGUCGGCGAGAACCCUCCCAAACUCAAAUUCCCAUCAUGCGUCAUCGUUCAAGAGACAUCUGUCGGACUCGGCCGCCAUCGGCAACAAAGUGUUUGUCAACAGUCAGCUGACGGGGAGAUGCACGGAGGAGGAGAUUGAGAGGAAGAAGCAGGAGGCCAUAGCCAGAAGAAGGACCAGAGAAACCUCCCUAAAAGCAGGGGGACUUCCUCUGUGACUCAACAAUGGGACACUAGAUUAAUACACAGUAAACCAGACUAUCUAUAGAAUAGCUAUCCUAUGCUAGGUAGGUACCAUAAACAUGUAUCACUGUUUCUUCACAGAACACUGUCGGUGCUACUAGAACGGUUUUGCGUUACGGAGCUAUACUGCUACAUGCACACACACACACACACGCACACACACACACUUGAGAGCUGCUGCACUUUUUUAGUUGCUUAUAUUCUCACUGUUGUUCUUUCUGGAGGUCACUGAGAAGUUGAGUAGAAUAUACAACAGCAACACUAUCAGGAGUCACAGCAAACGGUUGGCUUGUAAAUGCCUUUACGGCACCUCAAAGGGAGAUUUGGGUCACUUUUUGUUGUUGUUGUUGUUUACACGUCUGUUGACAUUCCAAGUAGAUAAUGAGUCGUCUUGAUGAGCAAUGUGGAGAUCUAAUUCUACUGUCUUCCAAUAGUAUCUCUCAGAUAAACUAUAGGUCCACAA